AUGGCCGCUGAAGGUUUUACGCUCGACGCGUAUUUUGACGCGGGAUUUCUCGAAAAGCGUUCUAACAUGGUGGUUCAACACCCAGAGCAAGCUAUCCCAGACUUUGACGACGUGUUUGAAGGCUUCAACCACGUGUAUGAAGAAUUCGACGACAUCGCAUACGAUUACGAGUCCCCACGCGAUGAGCUCCAAAGAGAACAGACGAGCAGCAAAGACCUACCUGUGUAUUUGAGUGAUCCUUUCUCAGAUGCAGCCUUGCCUGGACCCUUUGCAGGUAGUCAUGCUGAAUACGCCGGAUUUCUCGAGGACAUUAUCCGUGAGAGUAUAUACGCUGUCGAGUGGUUGAUUCACCUAGGUGGCAAGCAUACGCAGCAAUUGCAAGCAGAGCUGCAGAAAUUGAAGGAUGAGAUACGUCAGUUGAAUCAAGACUGGCAAUUACUGUGCCUAUACCCGGACCUCACGAAAGAAAGCUUUGAAUUGUUGCCCGUGAAUCACCAGAAUGGUGAAGACAAGGUCGAAGAAGCAGACAGUAUCGGGGUGAUCCUCGGUGAUACAAGCGUAACGAAGUCGGAAAUUGAAGACAACGACGAGGAAAGUAGUGAUAACAGCUGCGAUUUCGAGUGGGUGGAUGCCCUAGAUUCUUCGAACAGUCACCACAAAAGCGGACAGGCAGACAGCAGCGGGAAAAUCGACAGUGCUCUUAUCCCUCGGGCUGAAGUUCUGACUAUCAAGCAUAACUUAGAGCAUUCGCUUCUCAUCUCUGAUUACGAGCGCCCGUUUUAUUUUCCAGCCAUACUCGCGAGUCCACAGAUUCCGAGUCCGCAAACACUGGUGGCCUCGAUUGAAGAUUUCGAUGCCAUGGAUACUACGGAGGACCCUGUUGUAAUGCAGCCACUCCAAACGCAAGAGCCUGGGGAAUCAUCGGCGGCCUUCAACUAUUUCGUGCAGGAUCUCAAAGCAGCCAUCAUCGAAGUUGAAGAAGAGUGCCGCUACAAUGAUUCCGCUAAAGUCGUCAAAGCCACCCUAGGCGAGAUUGAGCAGGACGUAGAAACGGAUGGAUGCUUUGUAUCAUUUGCUACAGACAUGAUGAAAGCCAUUCAGGCUGUGGAACAACAAUUGAGAGCUCCUGACGCCGAAGCUUAUGGCACUGAUCCUCUGAGUGCCAAAAGUUUUGGCGACGGGGAUUUUGAUAACGAAGCUCUUGACACUGAUGGCCGGAUGGAAUUGUGCGAGCCAGAGACAGAUUGUUUUGAUGGAACUGACAAAAUGGAUAUUGACAAUGACAGCCCGACAGCCCGGCAGCAUAAGUCUAAAUAUGUCAGUACUGUGGAAAAGGCGCUGGACCGAAUCAGCGCGUACACGAUGGUGAUGGUGCAGGUCAACAGUGAGAGCCGCAACCCACGACGCCCUCCUGAAGAAUCUGGACCGUUUGGACGUCGACGAAAUGCUCGCUACGACAGUGCCAGAUCUCGCACUCGCACUGGGACGCCUGCGAAGAAAGAGAAUCCCAGUGUGGCUGAGUUCAGCAGAUUAUUUUCUCAGCAACAAGAAGAAGAACGUACGAGUAACGCUCUCCCCAAGUCGUCGUCUUCUUCCACACUCGAAGGAUCGAGGAAGGGCGGCGUAGAAAAGGUGGCAACUGAGUGCAUACUCUAUGGGUACAAGAACAAGGACACAGAGUGGAAGGUUAUUGAUAAAUACGAACGCAUUUCACAGGGCAUGAUUUGCGAAGAUUACCCUCGAAAUGACCCCGCCGUAUCCAACAAGUACUCUCAACUGCUCAGUGGUGGCGAUGUCGUGAUACGAGCCAACCUCUCCGCGGACGCAAAUCGCAAAUCAAAACGAUAUGCCGGUGGCCACCACUGGAUUAAAGUCACGUUUGACUCCACGACGGCAGCUGACCGUGCUUGCUUUUUCUCUCCACAGGAGAUCGACGGUCACUCAGUUUAUUGCGAGCCGUACCAUGGACAAGGGCCCGCUGCUGGCGACGUUCCCAUACCUAAAGGGUCCGAUGAGGCUAGUCGCACGCGUCCGACGGUGCACCACACCCUCACGUCAUCCCACUCUGCGGCAUUUCUAGGAAACAUGGAGCCUGAAAGGUCGACACUGCCUCGGUCGUUUGGAAUGGGCAAUCUGGCGGCAAUUGGAGACCUCGAUGAAGGCGAUUCCCAGUUCUCGACCGCCACUGCCAGUUCGGCUACUGCAACUGCGACCGCAGUAGAGCAGAGCUCCUCUCUUCGUCAACGAGUUGCGCAGGAACCCAAGUUGGAGCCGAAGCCGGAAUCCGAGUUUAUGACACAUAUUCCUACGGUUCGUCGAGCUGUCCUUCGUCCGAUUAGCGAAGCCCUUCCUCCUCAGCCGACAGUAACAGAGCGCGUUUUACGAUCUAUCCCGAUCCUCAGCUGGUUCACUGGAGAUAUUGUAGGUGAUGGUCCUCAGUUUGGUGAAGACGGAAAGUUCGACUCUCAGAAAUCAACCUUGUAUUGGCGUUUCUGGUACAUGAUCGACCAGGUUCUGGGUACCGACAUUUGUGGUCUAAAGGAAGACUCUUGA
This is a messenger RNA of Talaromyces atroroseus, 2553 nucleotides long. RefSeq lists its product as hypothetical. The record is from RefSeq and is a predicted model, not a curated record. NCBI's taxonomy places the organism in Eukaryota, Fungi, Ascomycota, Eurotiomycetes, Eurotiales, Trichocomaceae. The transcript is spliced from 3 exons. The coding region runs from base 1 to 2553 and encodes 850 amino acids.